UAGACUUACACUCACAGCCGCUUCAACCAUGACUGCACCCAGAGCCUCACCCACUAUGGCUGUGCUCAGCAUGUGCCUUCUCUGUGCUCUGGCCUUUGUGCCCACCCUGGCGGCCCCUGUGGGGGACCCAACACCAGCCCAGCAGGAGGAGCUCACGCUUCUCUUUCACGGGGCCUUGCAGCUGGGGCAAGCCCUCAAUGGCGUAUACAGGGCCACAGAGACCCGGCUUCGGGAGGCCAGUCACAGCCUGGGCCUCUACGGCCAGACACUCGGCUUCCUGGGGCAGGAGCUCAGCCAUGGUCGGGAUGCAGCCCUGAAGCUCCGAACGAAUCUACUGGAGAUGCAGGUAGAAGAAGAUAUUCUGAAACUGCAGGCAGAGGCCACGGCUGAGAUGCUGGGGGAAGUGGCCCAGGGGCAGCUGGUGCUCCGGGAGACCAUGCAGCGGCUGGAAACGCAGCUGAGGGGCGCCUGGCUGGGCCCUGCCAAUCAAGAAUUUGAGGCCUUAAAGGCUCGCGCGGACAAGCAGAGUCACGUCAUCUGGGCCCUCACUGGCCAUGUACAGAGACAGAAGCAAGAGAUGGAGGCGCAACAGAGGCGCCUGCGACAGAUCCAGGAGAGGUAAGUGGAGGCAGAACGAGCCCAGGAAGGGUGUCUGAGGCAGCUGAAUUGGGGGCCCGAAUGUGCGGGACUAAACGGCGGUA
This is a messenger RNA of Suncus etruscus (white-toothed pygmy shrew), 701 nucleotides long. RefSeq names its product angiopoietin like 8 (gene ANGPTL8). The record is from RefSeq and is a predicted model, not a curated record. Lineage: Eukaryota; Metazoa; Chordata; Mammalia; Eulipotyphla; Soricidae. Gene Ontology annotation, biological process: regulation of lipid metabolic process; triglyceride homeostasis. The coding region runs from base 29 to 622 and encodes 197 amino acids. The transcript is spliced from 3 exons.